UGUCGACCAGAGGGGAACGGAACGAUAUUGCAUCGCUAAAUAUAAUACGGCGGGACACGCGAUUCUACUACUUGCUACGGACGGCGGGUCAAACGCGGAGCGACUGCGACAGCGACGACGACGACGACGACGACGGUGAUCGACGCUUGAAACGUGCGUGCACUCGUCGUUCUGUUCUCGACGAAGGUGACCGCGUGAACGCGCCUUUCCUCUCGCCAGCCAGUCGUGCAAAACGGGGUAGUGAACAUCGUUCUACCGGGCGACCCAGCAGAGGGUGGUCGGCUUUUCCCACGCGUCUACGAAUCGAUUUCCCGAAAGCGUACGCUCCUGGGGGAUUGCGAUAUUUUCGACGCAGGCCUUUUGCACCGGGACUCGCUCGAACGUCGUCGUCGUCGCGACCCGCUGAAUCGUAGAGAUGAGUAUCCAGAAGCCCGAAGGUCUUUUGUCGGUGGUUAUACCGACUGAACUCCCGUCUUCGCCGAAUUCCCGGCAGCUGUUUAUAAAUCAAGAUCAACAGGAUGAAGAAGCGUCCGAUUGUCCCUUGUUAACACCAAGCCCGCCGCCAACCCAAACAGAUAAGGCUCUGCAGACGACGCCAAUAUUCAACGCGCUGGAAGGAACUCCAUUAGAGAUGAUACCUACGCCAACGCUAGAGAAUAUUAAUACGGAAGACGGAUUCAACGCGUUCAUGAAUAUCGUGAAUAGUUCGAGCAAACCUAUGCACGACGAACCGAGCUCACGUGAUCCGAUGGUGGAGUCCACCAGCAGCGGUAGCAGCAGCGACACAAAUGAACCCGUUUGCGCGCAGUUGCUGACGCAAUUAAAUACUGCUUACCAGCAUCUUGCGCCAGACGCUCAAGCAUUAUUUUACAACCAGGAGAACGGUGGCAAGCCACCGCUCGUUGGGAUUCAGCUGAUGGUGCCGAAGCCGCCCAAGGAUUACCGCUUCAUGAAGUGGAAUUGGCCGUUGAUACGCAAGACGUGCUUCUGGUCGUUGAUGUCGGUCUUAGCAGGCUGCACCGCUCUCGUCAUCGGCGUCAUCGCCACGAUGCCCAAGAAGUGCGACCCGCCGGUGGAUUGGUGGCAAGGGAGUACCUUCUAUGAGAUAUUCCCGGCGUCCUUUCAGGAUUCGACGAAGGGUGGCGACGGGAUCGGCGAUCUUCGCGGGAUAACUAUGCGUCUGGACUAUCUGAAAGGGCUCGGGAUACGGGCUAUUCGAUUGAAUUCGAUAUUCCCAGCGCCGCAUUACCCGGAGUAUUACUCGAACAUCAGCAACAUGACGGAAGUGAACAAAGAGCUGGGCACGCUCGAGGAUUUCUCCGUACUCGCGCGCGAGAUCCAUAAACGGAAUAUGAGCCUGAUUCUCGAUCUCCCGCUGUAUCCGUUCGUGAAGAGUUUGAGUGACUCAGAGGAAGACGCAUCUAUCGUGAAGGAGAACAAAACCGAGAAACAGGCGUUCCGGAAGAGGAGGGACGUCACGGUCGGCACUAUGAUCCGCGAAACCAUACUGUCGACGCCGUCCACGUCGAUCGAAGCUGUCCGUGACGUCCUGUCGUCCGUACCGCCGCCGCUGGAAGAAGCUAGGAAACAGGCACUCUCGUCCAAUCGCUUACAUGAUCAACGAGGACAUCCCGUGAGCGAGGCUAUAAGGAUCUGGCAAGAGAGAGGAGUGGACGGCUUUUAUCUGAAGGGACUGGAGCACUACGUCCACGAAGACGCAUUCGCUAGCAGCCUUAGGUACUGGAAAUCCCUUCUACGUCCGAACGGUAUCUUCAUCUGCCACUCGAACGUCUUGAAUGCUGCGACCUCCGUUGUCUCGAUGAACUCUAUCCUAUCUCGAAUAGAUCUGGUCGACGUGACUCUUCGCGUGGUCAACGGCACCAAAGACAUCAAGGAGCAGAUCGAAGCCAUCACGAACGGCGUAUUGUUCAACAAAGCCGCUUAUCCGUGGAUACUCUGGUCCGUGAACGGCGUGGAUACUAGUAGAGUGGCCUCUACUAUGAGCGUGAAGAAUGCCAGCCUGGCGGCUUCUCUUCUCGGCAUGAUGUUGCCUGGAACAACCAGUAUAUUUUACGGAGACGAGAUAGGCAUCGAAGACUGCGAGUGUCGGGAUCACAAAGAUUUGGCGCACGUGCACAAUCUAGUUCCUAUGUAUUGGGAGAAAAAGGACGGCUCCGACAGCAAAUUUUCAUCCGCAGGAGUUACCACAUGGCUGCCGGAAGCUGGAAAACCCGCGGAGACCAGUCUGACAGGCACAAUCCCAAAAAUGACAAGACUGAGGUCGGAAACGACAACGAUUUACGUCAAAGCGGUGUUAAGAGAGAAAGAAGUUUUGGCAAAUUGUAAUGUCAGAUACGCAGAGGAUGAAAUGCUUGUGGUUGAGCGAUGGUACCCACGAAGAAAUUCUUAUGUGUUUGUGGCCAAUUUUGGCAACGAGACACGCACGAAGGACUUGUCGUCCCUGUACUACGAUGGCCAGGUUGUUGUUGGGCCGGGCUACAGGUUAAAUCGAAAUGUGUACUUUAAGAAACUUAUUGUCUCUCCCGGAGAAGCGUUUGUUAUAAAAUUGGAUAAAUGAGAGAGCCUCGAUCAGGUAACAUUACUUCAUACCACAGUCAACUUUUAGUUUUACCCUUGUCGCACACGAAACAAUCGUCAAUGUCAUUCAAACAUCAUUAAAAAUGUGGCCGUCUUACAACGAAAAAUUUCUACAAAACAUGUAAAAGAUUUCUAUUUCAACGAAAAAUAUGGUUUCGGCGGAGAGGAGUCGUAUAGCAAAUAGCAAAAAUAAGAAGACACGUUGAAUCUACAUAAAAAAUACAUAAAAAAUUGAGAAGUAAUGAGGGAGAUAGCGUCCAAUCAAAUUUCCACAGCCAUGAUUAAAACAGAUAACACGUGCCUCUCGCAACAUUACAAAUUGAUCAACGAAUUUGAAUAUUAAUCAAAUUACUCACACAUAACACACGUCAAAAUAUUAUAUCCCUACAACGAAUUUUUACGCAUCCUAAACUUCUUUCAUCUUGUUUAUGCCUGAGAAAAGGCAUUCGAUGCGAUUGUAUUCAGAUUGUGACAUUGUGAUCAUAGUUUGCAACUACUAUUGUAUUUAUUCUGACGAUAGAGAAUACUGGCAAAAAGACAUAAGGGGCCUCUCUUGUUUGCAUAUCUUACAGUCCUUUCGAUAAAAAAUCAAAAAUCACUGUACAUUAUAAUGCAUUGUUAUUAUAAAGUCGUUCACUGUUGUGACGAUAGACAUGACAUAAAAUCCAUUUGUAAUCUACUGCGACGCCAUCAAAACUUUUUAUUUAUACGCUAUAUACCGAUUAUAUUGGCUAUACAAUCUCAAUUAAUAUGUUUAUAGUUUGUAUAAGAAAAUUACGUAAUCGUACAAUUAUACACGUUUUAAAAGAAGAUCUGCUUUUGGAUAUUUAUAUUUAGGACUCAGGAUAUAUUGUACAUUAUUAAUUGACUGUGUGAAUACAAAGAAUCUGUAUUAACGAGAUUAUUUUUAUGUAUUUACACAGACAAGUGAAAAACAUUAGCGCAUUGCUAUAUCUCUUUUGUAAUAAACUCUUAAUUGAUAUGAA
Molecule: messenger RNA, 3584 nt
Organism: Odontomachus brunneus
Lineage: Eukaryota; Metazoa; Arthropoda; Insecta; Hymenoptera; Formicidae
Product: maltase A2-like
Exons: 8
Coding region: 416-2578 (720 amino acids)
Biological process (GO): carbohydrate metabolic process
Source: RefSeq, a predicted model, not a curated record